Molecule: messenger RNA, 746 nt
Organism: Centropristis striata (black sea bass)
Lineage: Eukaryota; Metazoa; Chordata; Actinopteri; Perciformes; Serranidae
Product: cytochrome c oxidase assembly factor 3 homolog, mitochondrial
Exons: 2
Coding region: 36-311 (91 amino acids)
Biological process (GO): mitochondrial respiratory chain complex IV assembly
Cellular component (GO): mitochondrial inner membrane
Source: RefSeq, a predicted model, not a curated record
CACACGACCUCUAGCAGGUGAUUAUCAAAGCAGUGAUGGCGGAGAAAGAAGCAGCAGUACCCGCUAAACCUGCACUAACGGCGGGAGAGAAACAGCUGCUCCGCCGCCAGAAGGAGCUCGACAACUGGAAGAAAAACGCUUCGCGGCUCCGGAGGCGGAACCUGCUGACCGGCCUGGCUAUCGGAGCGUUUGUGGUCGGCAUGUUUAGCUACACCAUCCUGUCUGUGAAACAGGAGAGGAUCAUGGAGGAGCUGGAUGAUGAAGCCAAGAUCCACAUCAUCAGAGGGCCACGGACUGGUGCCAACUCAUGACGACACUGACAUGAACUGUGCUGGAGCUUCUGUUCCAGGCCCCUGGCCUUAUGUGUGGCAUCCAUAGACUGUUUGGUGACAUCACCCUGGUGUUUGAUGAGUCAUGUCUGCUGAGCUUCUCCUACCAAUCAGACACUUAAACCUCAUUACCACUGCAUGAUGCGACACGGCUCGACUCGACUUGAUUGAAACCAGGUUUUUUUUGUUUUCCAUGUGUAAAGGUUGUGGAUAUUACCUUGGCCGAUACUAGAAGGUGGACACCACAGCAGACCACUGACUGAUCGGAGAAUUGUCACCAAGCUGAGCCAUGCCGUGGAAUUGAGGCAUCACAUACCACCUGCCACUUUAUAUAAGGAUAGUACAAAUGUUUCCAUUAACUCUAUUCUCUUUGAAAAUACAUUAAAUAUAUGAAUAAAAUCUAUUGGUGAAAUUGUU